AACAUUUUCAACCGAACAAUUAGUAACCGACGACGGCACUAUGGAAACUGAUUCUGACAGUACGAGUGCGUCUCCAAGCCUGGCUACAUCAACGCAAUCUAUCGACACAUCUGCAGAAACAAGCCCGUCAGAAAUAUUUACAGAACAAUCAACCUCUACAGCGACUACUGUUUAUAGUUCGAUAGCUACGCAGCAUCAAACUAAACCCACAACUGUAAACACAGUGGGUCCAAUAUCUUUGUCAACCGAACAACAAGUAACCGACAACGGUAAUACGGAAACUAAUUCAGAGGAGUCAAUGUCUACGACCACUUCUUUUUAUAGUUCGUUGGCCACAGAGCUCCGAACAAAACCUUCAACGGAAACUUUAGUGACUGAAAGUGGUAGUACGCCUGCAGCUCUCGUGACAACUAAUACAAACACCCCUCCAUUCAGCUUUACUCCUUAUUUUAGCACGGAAAGGUCCACGUCGCAGACAAUGACGACUCAAAGUGGAAUCACAGAUUUUUCACCUCUAACGGAUCAAACAUUUAUUUCGACGGAACGACUAACGACUUACAAUGGUUACACUGUACCUCAUUUAACGAGUAGUGUCUCUGACUCGUCAGCAUGGGAUACUUCUACAGACGCGUAUAUUGUUUCAAGUGCCGCGUCGCAAAGUUUUCCAGAACAAUUGACGACUUCAGCGAUUACAUAUUCUACCUCUUUAGCUACCGAGCUUGAAACAGAAUCUACGAUGUCUGCGCAAAGUGAUACUGCAGCACUAACAACUUUGACAACAAUUAAUAGUUCUGAGGACUUUACAACUGACAUGUCAACUAAAGCAGAUCGCUCCUCGACUACGGAGACCCUUACACCAUCGACGGCGUCUUCCGGCGUUUCUCCUAGCGGCGCCCGAGAAGAUUUCUUCACUCCUAAUGCAUCAGUCAGUGACGACUUAUACAUAAUGCCAACGAACUUUCGUUUAGGAGCUACAUCUUCCGCCUACCAAACGGAGGGCGCCUGGGACACAGACGGAAAGGGACCGAGCAUACAGGAUAACUUUUAUCAUGGGAGCGGUGGCGACUCUGGUGAUAUUGCCUGCAACUCAUAUGCUGAAUACCUCGUGGACGUUAAUUUGUUGCGUAAUAUGUCAUUUCAGACUUAUCACUUCUCUAUGUCAUGGUCUCGACUGCUCCCAACUGGAAGCAGCCUACAUGCUAAUCAGGUUGCAAUAAACUUUUACGACAAGUUGCUCAGCGCCUUGAUUGAAAAUCAUAUUGAACCUGUGGUAACUCUUCACCACUGGGACAUACCAUCUGGAAUUGUUAAUGGGUGGUUGAAUUCAAGUGCGCCGGACUAUUUCCUCGAUUACGCCACAUUUGCCUUCAGCUUGUUUGGUAGUCGGGUGAGCACUUGGCUUCUGCUCCACGACCCAGUGACCUUGUGCGUGCAAGGGUAUGCAGAGGGGCAGAUUGGCCCGGGCAUUGUCGACUCGCAGGGUACGGCAGCCUACCGCUGUGUUCACAACCAAAUCUUGGCGCACGCGCAGGCGUACCGCGCAUAUCGCAGAGACUUCGCUGACUGGCAGCAAGGUCGGGUCGGCUCAACACUUUUUCUGGACUAUGGUCAGCCUCAAAACGCAUCGAGUGCCGCAGAUGCGGCGGCCGCUGAACGUUUCAUGGAAGCCUCGUUCGCGUGGGUCGCAGAUCCUCUCUUUACCGGCCGGUACCCAGACUCACUACGCCAGGCCGCAGGGGACAAACUGCCGUCGUUCACCCCUGCACAGAUGGCUCUCGUUACGGGAUCUACAGACUUCCUUGGAUUGAAGCACAGCAGUGCAAGACUUUGCACAGAGGGGCAGCGUACCGCACAAAUAUCGUUCUCCAACGAUGUAAAUGUUGCAACCCGAUUAGAUGAAAAGUGGCUCCGAACACCAGGUGGGCAAGAUGCGAUUACUCCUUGGAGUAUACGAGGUGCUUUGAAUUGGAUCGACGAGAGGUAUAAUGGCGUACAGGUUCUCGUUACUGAAAACGGAUACUCUGGAUCUGCAGAUAACGACAUAGAUGAUGUAAAACGAAGCGCAUACUUCAGUGCUUACCUCCGCGGAGUUAUGCGCGCUGUAAACGAAGACAGGUGCAACGUUAUGGGCUAUGCAGCGCGUAGUCUCACGGACAGCUUCGAGUGGAACAACGGCUACAACGUUAAGUACGGCCUUGCACACGUAGAUUUCUCAUCAGGAUCUCGACCCCGUUUGCUCAAACCUGCGCCAGCGUCUUUCUUCAGGAACGUACUUCAGAACCGCGCGGUGGAUUUCGUGGCUUUCAUCUCACCCUGAACCUCCCUGGAAAGUUAUGAACAGCCUGUAAAAAUAAUAUUGAAAUACAAUUGUUUUAAAAAGUU
This is a messenger RNA of Frankliniella occidentalis (western flower thrips), 2382 nucleotides long. RefSeq names its product myrosinase 1-like. The transcript is spliced from 11 exons. Gene Ontology annotation, biological process: carbohydrate metabolic process. Gene Ontology annotation, molecular function: chitin binding; beta-glucosidase activity. Bases 41 to 2317 code for a protein of 758 amino acids. Gene Ontology annotation, cellular component: extracellular region. Lineage: Eukaryota; Metazoa; Arthropoda; Insecta; Thysanoptera; Thripidae. The record is from RefSeq and is a predicted model, not a curated record.